Messenger RNA from Lodderomyces theae, 2742 nucleotides. It is a transcript of the gene NAM2, whose product is annotated as leucine--tRNA ligase. Gene Ontology annotation, cellular component: mitochondrion. The coding region runs from base 1 to 2742 and encodes 913 amino acids. Gene Ontology annotation, biological process: mitochondrial translation; leucyl-tRNA aminoacylation. The record is from RefSeq and is a predicted model, not a curated record. Gene Ontology annotation, molecular function: leucine-tRNA ligase activity; ATP binding; aminoacyl-tRNA deacylase activity. The transcript has a single exon. NCBI's taxonomy places the organism in Eukaryota, Fungi, Ascomycota, Pichiomycetes, Serinales, Debaryomycetaceae.
AUGUUGAAACCGUUGCAACGAAUACGACCUUGUCGAAAAAGUCAUACUGCGUUCACUUCCCACUGUAGAAGAAGAACACUCGCGUCUAACAACAGCUUUGUUGAAUUGGACAAGAAAUGGAGAAACAGAUGGAGCCAACUACAAAAACCACCAGGCCACUCACCGUCUAAAGCUAAGGAUUUCUUUGCCUUGGUGAUGUUUCCAUAUCCAUCAGGAGUGCUACAUUUGGGCCAUUUACGUGUAUACACAAUCAGUGAUGUUGUCGCCAGAUACAAAAAAUUGAAUGGGUACAAUGUCAUACAUCCAAUGGGCUGGGAUGCGUUCGGUUUGCCAGCGGAAAAUGCGGCAAUAGAACGGGACAUCGACCCCGCCAUUUGGACAGAGACAAACAUUUCCAAAAUGAAGCAACAAAUGAUCAACUUCCUGGCUGAUUUCGAUUGGGAUAGGGAAAUCAAUACAAGUUCGCCUGAUUACUAUAAAUGGACGCAAAAAAUCUUUCUCAUGUUGUAUGAUAAUGGUCUUGCUUACCGUAAAAAGGCAGAGAUUAAUUGGGACCCAGUUGACCAAACGGUGCUAGCUAAUGAACAAGUCGAUGCCAAAGGGCGCUCGUGGAGAAGCGGCGCACUUGUUGAAAAGAGAAAUUUGGAACAAUGGUUUAUUGGGAUUACAAAGUAUGCAGAUCGGUUGGUGGAUGAUUUGGAAUAUCUUCUGCAGUGGCCUGAGCAUGUCAAGACGAUGCAAAAGAACUGGAUAGGAAGGUCUAAAGGGUGCGUUGUUGAAUUUCCUAUUGAAAAGGGUGGUGAAAGGAUAUCGGUGUUCACAUCGCGACCAGAGACGUUGUUUGCGGUUCAGUUUCUAGCACUCAGUUUGGACCAUCCAUUGGUCAAGGAGGCGUCCAAAAAUGACCCGAUGUUGGUGAAGUUUAUUGAUGAAUCAAGGAAUGCCGGAUUCAACUCAAAAGCUGGUUACAAGCUCCCCAUCAAAGCAUCUAUUCCACUCAACUCCGACAACACGGUAAGGACAGUUUUUGAUGUCCCUAUCUAUGUUGCUCCGUAUGUGCUUAGCGAGUAUGGGUCAGGUGCCGUUAUGGGAUGUCCGGGGCAUGAUGCAAGGGAUUUUGAGUUUUGGAAGUUGCACGAGCCUAAUCAAUCAACUGUACAGGUUAUCGGACCAAAGGAUCAAAAAAAGAUGAGUAUUCCAUAUACCACAAAAAGCGGUGUUAUGCAAGACAACAGCACUCUUGAAGGAGGGUUGGACGAUCUCCAACUUUAUAAAGGCUUGUCCGGAAAGGAUGCUGCAAAUAGAAUCACCCACCAGUUGACUAAACAUGGACUUGGAAGUGUUAGUACGCAAUACAGACUAAAAGACUGGUUGAUUAGCCGUCAAAGAUAUUGGGGCGCACCAAUACCAAUUAUACAUUGCUCCGAUUGUGGUCCUGUGCCGGUGCCUGAUGAACAACUUCCGGUACUUUUGCCAAAAGUGAAUAGCAAGCACUUCACAAAGGGGAACCCAUUGGGUAAUAUAAAUGAGUUUGUGAAUUGCAAGUGUCCGUCAUGUGGGAACAACGCCAGGAGAGAAACUGAUACAAUGGACACAUUUAUGGACUCAUCGUGGUACUAUUUACGCUAUUUGGAUUCAAAGAAUGAGACUAAAAUUAUUGGCUCAGAAGCAAGUCACAAUAUGCCUGUUGACCUCUAUGUCGGUGGAGUUGAGCAUGCCAUCUUGCAUUUGUUGUACGCGCGGUUCAUUGCUAAAUUCCUAAGUGACUGUGGCGUUUGGGAUGGUAAAAGUUGUCAUGAUGAACCAUUAACCAAAUUGGUUACACAAGGAAUGGUUCAUGGUGUCACAUACGCUGAUCCCGACACAAAUAAAUUUCUCAAGCCAGAAGAAGUUGAUUUUUCAAAUCCACAAGCACCGGUUGUUAGAGCAUCUGGGAAGACGCCUAACAUUUCCUACGAGAAGAUGUCUAAAUCAAAGUACAAUGGAGCUGAUCCUGGAGAAUGUAUCGCCAAGUAUGGUGCUGACGCAACAAGAGCCCAGAUGUUGUUUCUGGCACCUGUGUCUGAUACGUUGUUGUGGAAUGAGGAUCAGAUUGCUGGUGUUGAUCGAUGGCUCAAACGAGUUCUCGGGUUGAGGGAAAUGGUUGCGGAGUCGAAGAGAAAAGGUACUGGGCAAGAAGUUGCAAAAGUGACAUUGAGAAAUGCAAUAGCUGGUAGAAUGGUUGUCGGGUUGAAUGCGUGUGAGUUUGAAUUCUACAAUCAAGUUCAAGACCUAGUCAAGCGUAUUGCUGACUCGGUGGAUGUACAUUUUGCCUUAAACACGGUUGUUUCUGAUUUGAUGAAAAUGACAAACUGCAUAGCUGACGCAAUUAAAUCCAAGCAAUGUGCAUCGGAAUUAAUUCUUGACUCGUAUAUCAAAUUGCUAAUUUGCAUGGCACCAGUGACACCAGCAACAUCGGAGGAGUGUUGGGAAUCAGUGCAAUUGUCCAAUGGAUUAACACCCAGCUCAAUUUUUACUCAGUCGUAUCCUGCAGACAAAUCAAUCAAGUCCAGUGUUCAGAGAUACAAUAUUUUCAUCAACGGUAAAGCUAGAGGAACCAUUAUGGCAGAUCAAGAGUUGAUAAAGGAAGAGGAUGGUAAAAUCUUUGAGGUGCUUGGAACUAAGGAGGGAAUUUCAAAUCAUUUACCUGAUCAAGUCAAAAAGGUAAUCAAAAAGCCAGGAUUAAUAAGUGUGAUUGGAUAG